Toxorhynchites rutilus septentrionalis is the source of this 750-nucleotide messenger RNA. RefSeq names its product MORN repeat-containing protein 3-like. The annotation marks the transcript as partial. Lineage: Eukaryota; Metazoa; Arthropoda; Insecta; Diptera; Culicidae. The record is from RefSeq and is a predicted model, not a curated record. The transcript is spliced from 3 exons.
UUAGGAAUGUCCGCUCAAAUGCGAUCGUUUUUCACGCGCAGAACCCACUUCCAGGGGAGAGUGGAUGCAGCUAAUCGUAAGUCCGGCCUUGGGAAACAAUCACAGCAGAAUGGACUGAUGUACGAAGGCGAAUGGAGGAACGGCCUGAGACACGGUUAUGGAAUUGUGUACAAAAAAGUCGAAAGCACUGAACUGUACAAAAAAGUCUACGUCGGACAUUGGGUGGAUGGAAUGAAGCAUGGUUUGGGCAUAAAAUACUUCAGCAAAGGUAAAUAUCUCGGAGACUGGCGGAAAGGUCAACGCAGUGGGCGAGGAUUUAUGUGGUUCGAUAGCGGACAGUUUUAUAUGGGACAGUGGCAAAACGAUCGAUUCGGAGGUCAGGGAGUAUUUCUGGAGGCCAGCGGCAAUAGAUUCCAUGGUUCUUUCAAGAAUGGCUUGAAGCACGGCGAAGGUGUAUAUCUGCACUCCCGAACCGGACAAAUUCAGCGAGGUAUUUGGGAAGACGGUAUUUUUAAGAUGGGAACACUUGAGGACUGGAAUAGAAACCAAGUACUGGAACCCACUAUCUAUCCCACUCCAGAGUUAAAAUUAGCCAAUUUUCCCGAAGUUUAUCAAGAAUGGAUGGCGAAAUAUUCCGAAUUAUAUCCACGAGAAACAACAUCAAUAGGAGAAAUAUCAGUAAUAAAAUGUAACGCAGAAUCGGUUUUCAUGUGAACAAUGUGUGUACAAAUGGUUAAACACCGUGUCAAA